Messenger RNA from Lepus europaeus (European hare), 1764 nucleotides. RefSeq lists its product as uncharacterized. The record is from RefSeq and is a predicted model, not a curated record. Gene Ontology annotation, biological process: virion assembly. Lineage: Eukaryota; Metazoa; Chordata; Mammalia; Lagomorpha; Leporidae. The transcript is spliced from 7 exons. The coding region runs from base 1 to 1764 and encodes 587 amino acids.
AUGUGGCUUAUUGCAGGGGGCUCGGGAAGCGUCAGGACUUCACAGGCUUUUCCUCUUCGCUCGGUGGCUGGCCAGAUGCAGUACUGGCCAUUUUCUCCUUCCGAUCUUUACAAUUGGAAAACCCAUAACCCCUCUUUCUCUCAGGACCCCCAGGCUCUGACUGGGCUGAUUGAGUCAAUUUUAUUGACUCAUCAGCCCACCUGGGAUGAUUGUCAGCAGCUUCUGCAGACCCUCCUCACUACUGAGGAAAAGCAGCGUGUCUACCUUGAGGCACGGAAAAACGUCCCUGGAGCAGAUGGCCGACCGACCCUACUGCUAAACGAAAUCGAGGAGGCGUUUCCCUCAACCCGUCCUGAUUGGGACUACACCACCGUUGCUGGUAGGGAGCGACUUCGUCUUUAUCGCCAGAUUCUCCUUGCGGGUCUCAGAGGGGCUGGAAAGCGCCCCACUAAUUUGGCCAAGGUACGUGCAGUAGUACAGGGGGCUGAGGAAACGCCGGCAGGCUUCCUAGAAAGAUUAAUGGAAGCCUACCGUAUGUACACCCCGUUUGACCCCCUGGCAGAGGACCGGCAGGGAGAUGUAAUCAUGUCCUUUAUAGGACAGUCAGCGCCGGACAUCCGCAAUAAAUUGCAGCGGCUAGAGGGGCUUCAGGGGUAUACUAUACAAGAUUUAAUAAAGGAGGCAGAAAAGAUUUACAACAAAAGGGAGACCCGAGAGGAGAAGGAGGAAAGGAUCCGCAAGGAGCAGGAGGAAAGGGAAGACAAAAGAGAUAAAAGACGUAAUCGAGAGCUUAGUAGAAUUUUGGCCACCGUAGUGCAGGAUAUAGAAAGGAGUAGACCAGGACAAAAUAGGGACUUGGGAGACAAACGAAAGCCUCGGGUGGAAAGAGAUCAAUGUGCCUAUUGUAAAGAAAGAGGAGAAUUAACUACACCUUUAAGCCUCACUUUAGAUCAUUGGGAAGAGGUCCGAGAGCGAGCCCAAAACUUGUCCGUGGAGGUGCGGAAAAAGAAUUGGAUGGGUUUCUGCACCUCCGAAUGGCCAGCCUUCAAUAUCGGGGUGGUGGCGGAGCUUGGUCCCGCUACACCCGCCACCGCCCUGAGGAUGGAGCCCAGUCCUGAGUUGCCAGCAACCACCCCGGCGGCGGAGUCGGGCCCCAAACCCACUCCGCCCCUAUCCGCGACACCCCUACCGUUUUCAGUUUCAGACUUGUACAAUUGGAAAGCGUUUAACCCGACUUUUUUCCAAGACCCACAGGCCUUAACAGGGUUAAUCGAAUCCAUUUUUUUAACCCACCAACCAACUUGGGAUGAUUGCCAGCAGCUUCUGCAGGCCCUCCUGACCACGGAAGAAAGACAGCGAGUUCUCACGGAAGCUCGAAAGAGUGUUCCGGGGGACAAUGUUCAACCCACCCAACUGCCAAACGAAAUUGACGCAGCAUUUCCGUUAACCAGACCAGAUUGGGAUUUCAAUACGGCAGCCGACUGGAAUGGUACUCAAAGACGGACUUGCUUCUGUGCCUUGCAGCUGAUUUAUAAGCAUAUAGAAAAGCAGCUGGCGUUCGCGGGCACCCAAACCAGGACUCUUGAGCCGCGCUGGACCACACCAACCGCGGUAAAAGUCGACGGAUUCGCCGCCUGGGUCCACGCGUUCCAUGUGAAGCAAGCUCUACUGGAGGAGGACAAAACUCAGGACGAUUGCCCCGCUGACCGGACACCCACAUACCCCAAGGAGGCUCACGUGGGAGGUGAUAUCUGGUACCGCUGA